Dioscorea cayenensis subsp. rotundata (Guinea yam) is the source of this 1646-nucleotide messenger RNA. RefSeq lists its product as uncharacterized. Gene Ontology annotation, molecular function: catalytic activity. Bases 34 to 1455 code for a protein of 473 amino acids. Gene Ontology annotation, biological process: GPI anchor biosynthetic process. The record is from RefSeq and is a predicted model, not a curated record. Lineage: Eukaryota; Viridiplantae; Streptophyta; Magnoliopsida; Dioscoreales; Dioscoreaceae. The transcript is spliced from 4 exons. Gene Ontology annotation, cellular component: endoplasmic reticulum.
UAGUACUAUUACUCUCUAACUAAAACUCAAGUCAUGUCAGGCACAAAAACAAGUAAAUUCCAUGGUUUCACUAAAACCAUAUCACACUACUCCUCUAAAUCAAACUCAUCAUCAUCAUCAUCAUUUUCUUCUUCUUCUUCUUCUUGUCUCAAAAUGAUCACUCUAAAACUCCGGCGUCUAUGUUCUCGUCUCGGUCGUCCUCUUCAUCGUCGUCCUAAGCCUCAAGUAGUCAUCCAAAAGCUCAACAAGAUCAAGUCUAAUGGAGAACAAGAUAAAUCAACAAGUUUUCGACAAUUGCCGUCAAUCCGGUUAGCGACAUUCAACGCGGCCAUGUUUUCGAUGGCUCCUGCCGUCCCUUGGGCAGAUCCCCGGCCGGCUAAACUCAACCACAUCGACACCGAUAUCCGGGGAAAAUCUACAAAUGAUCGACCAAAGAGUAUACUAAAACAACAAAAGCUAGCCUCCAAGUCUGCAAAACUAAGAGUCUCUAUCAACCUUCCUGACAAUGAGAUCUCAUUAGGAAGAAGCAAGCGCUUGGGAGAAGGUGAUGAAGUUUCAAAAAAAGCUCACAAGGGUAAAGCUCCAUUAAUGGCUCAUAGUCUUAGCUUUCCAAAUGGAGAAAGAGAGAAAGAAGAGAAGAUCAAGAGUGAUAGAACUGUUCUUGAUGUUCUAAGAGAAGUGGGAGCUGAUAUAUUUGCUUUGCAAAAUGUUAGAGCUGAAGAAGAAAAGGGAAUGCAUCCACUUUCUGAUCUUGCUGAAGGAUUAGGCAUGAAGUAUAUAUUUGCAGAGAGCUGGGCACCGGAUUAUGGCAAUGCUAUUCUUUCAAAAUGGCCGAUAAAACAUUGGAAGGUUCAGAAGAUUUUCGAUGACACCGAUUUUAGGAAUGUGUUGAAAGCAACAAUUGAGGUGCCUAGAGUUGGAGAGAUCAAUCUUCAUUGUACUCAUCUUGAUCAUCUUGAUGAGAAUUGGAGGAUGAAGCAAAUCAAAGCGAUUCUCCGGCCGGAAGACGGGCCGCACAUACUUCUCGGUGGCCUUAAUUCUUUGGAUGAGUCCGAUUACUCCUCCGAAAGAUGGAAUGAUAUCAUUAAGUAUUAUGAAGAAAUUGGCAAACCGACACCUAAAGUUGAAGUUAUGAAGUUUUUAAAAAGUAAAGAAUAUGUGGAUGCUAAGAAUUAUGCCGGAGAAUGUGAAGCUGUUGUUGUAGUUGCGAAAGGACAAGAUGUACAAGGCACAUGUAAAUAUGGAACAAGAGUGGACUACAUACUCGCAUCGCCGAACUCACCGUAUGAAUUUGUUCCGGGAUCUUAUGGUGUUAUUUCUUCAAAAAGAACUUCAGAUCAUCACAUUGUAAAGGUAGAUAUAACUAUAUCUAACAAUAGAGAAGAGAAACAAAAGCCAAGAGUAGUAAAGAUAGAUAAGAACUCAUCUAGAGGUAUAUGGAGUGUUAAUUCUUGAUAUGAUGCUUCCCUUUUUUGAGGUUUGUAAAGGUCUUCCUUUUUUUUUUUUUUUUGGGUGUAAAGAGAGUUUGUGUGAAUGUUUGAUGUUUAAUUUGGUGAGUUAAUUGAGGAGAUAGAUAGAUUAAAGGCUUGUGGUUUUGUAAUUUUGAUGUUGGCCAUGAAAUCAAAUGAAGACAUUGACUUUUUUUC